This is a messenger RNA of Stylonychia lemnae, 528 nucleotides long. Lineage: Eukaryota; Ciliophora; Spirotrichea; Sporadotrichida; Oxytrichidae. The record is from the annotation of a GenBank genome assembly.
AUGCCUAUUAUUUAAUAUGAUAAUGAUGAUGUUUAUCAAGGUGAAUAUGAUAAAAUAACUAAAUAAAGGGAUGGAAGAGGAAGAAUUAUUUACAGUGAUGGAGGAGUUUAUGAUGGAUUAUGGAAGAAUAAUUCAUCAAAUGGAUAUGGAAGAUUAAUAAAUGGAAAUAGUGAUUGCUACAUCGGUGAGUUUAAAGAUGGUAAAAGAAAUGGAUAUGGUAAAUUUUAUAGUAAAAAUGGAAAAAUCCAUGAGGGUUAAUGGACUAAUGAUAAGAGAGAAGGGAUAGGAUUGGAAAAAUAGAUUGAUGGAAGUGUAUACUAUGGAUAAUGGGGGAAUGACAUGUUCUAAGGAGUUGGAGUAUUCAAAUACAAGGAUAGAGAUAUUUAUCUUGGAUAAAGGAAGCAAGGCCUUCCACACGGAAUUUUAAUGUUUAUUCCAAAGAAUAAUGCAAAAUAAAUCGAAAUUAGGAAAUAUGAAUAUGACAAGUUGAUAGAAACAUUACUAAUGAUUGAUCAAGCUUAAAAUUGA